Hylaeus volcanicus is the source of this 2434-nucleotide messenger RNA. Its product is annotated as cingulin-like protein 1. NCBI's taxonomy places the organism in Eukaryota, Metazoa, Arthropoda, Insecta, Hymenoptera, Colletidae. Bases 640 to 2133 code for a protein of 497 amino acids. The transcript is spliced from 3 exons. The record is from RefSeq and is a predicted model, not a curated record.
AGUAGUUACCACCAACAAUAGGCUACUGUUCGAUAACAUGAUGUUUCUCGCGAUACGAUCGUGAUUUUUAGUAUGACAACACAUAGAGAGUGUUAUUCUGCGAUCGUGGAUCGUAAUGUCCACUUCUGUAAAGUUACACGAUAAUUGUUGAGCGUUUUUUUUCGGAAAUAAAUGAAUUCUGACAUCUAUACUUAAAUGCAUAAGAAAUGCAUAAGAAUUUGUAACUGUAUCAAGUACAUACUCAACACCUAAGUAGGCAUGUACAUACAUGUGAGCGCACUAUAUACACACAUUUGCAUUUUCGAGUAAAUGCAAGAUGACAAGUGACAUAUAAGCAACUGAAAUCUCGUACGUUUUGCAUAUGUUUAUUAAUCUUUAUACUUAAUAUUUCUUGAUCCUACCAUAUGGAAGACGUUUAAAUGCUUCAGGAAAUGUAGCAUGUAUAGCGAAUGCACUUUAUAAAAAAUAAAAAGGAAAGUACUGAACCAAGAACAAGAAUCUGCUAAUACUUUCUAACAUUGUAUAAUUGUAACUUACAAUUAUCUUUUAACUUACCAAUAAUAUCAUGCAUUUAAUAAAAGAGAAUUUUAUGAAAGGCUCGGACUAAUCAUAUUUAAAAUUUCUGUAUAACUUGGAAAAAUGGACAAUCUGUCUGAUUCAUUUAAAGGGGAGCUGGACUCCAUUACAUCAACAGACUCCUUGCAAUUAAUAACCGAUGAAUUUCAUAUCAGACAUUUAUCGACACCUGAUGUUUCCAAUAUAGAAUUGUCAAAACGUGUUGCACUAUUGGAAUUAGAAAAUGAACGGCUCAGGGUUGAUCUGGAAAAUUUACGUAUUGAACUUAAUGCCAGAAUUGCAGCAAAUGAGGGCCUGAAAGGAAAAAUUACAGACUUGUAUGUAGAAAUGCAGUUGGUGAUUCAGGAAAAACAUAAAUUACAAAAUACUCUGGCAGAUUCAAAUAAUCGUUUGGAAGCAGCACAGGCAUCUGCGAAAUGGUAUCAAUCUCAAGUGCAUGGCUUGCAAGCAAACAAGAAAACUUUACAAAUAGAGAUAGAUACUUAUCAAGGAAUACUGCAGCAAAGGCAACAAACUAUAGUAAAUAUAAGUGCUAAGUACAAACAAUUAAACAUGGAUUACAAUGAUCUUCUUCAAAAGCAUCAAAAGGAGAAGCACGAUUUGGAGUAUGAAUUACAAAAUUUGAGGACACAGAAACAAUCAAACAGUAUUACAGAAACGCUGGAUAACGUUUCAUCCUUUAGUCCUCCAGAUAUGUCGACAAAGCUAGAGUUAACAGAGGAUGAACUGCGAGAUACAAAGGCGGAGCUAAAAACAUUAGAAAAGCGUUUUUUAGGUAAUGAAGUUUCUAAAAUGUUGAUGGAAAACACUUUGACUAAGCAAAACACUUUGAUUACAACUAUGAAAGAAAGUAUGCAGAAAUGUGAAAGCGAGAAAAAUCAAACUGCUGACGUGCUACGCAAGACGCAACUCGAAAUGCAAAAGUUGAAAUCUGAAAAUGAAACAUUGCAGACUACUCUGCUUUCUUCCAAACAGGAACAAAGCCAGAUAGAAGAUGCGAUUUUCCAGUUACGACUGCAAUUAACAAAGAUGAUUGCACAGUAUAAGCUUCUGAAAUCAAAGAAUAUAGAGGCAGAAGAAAAACUAAAUUCUAUGCAAGAUGUGAUAAAUGAAAAUAAACGUUUAAAAACAUUAUCUUACGAAGCUAACAGCGCGCUGAUCAAGAGACUUAGGCAAGAAAAACGUAGAGUUAAAAGUUUAGAGAACAAGUUGUGUGGCAUACAAGCGAAAGGAUAUUUAAAUGACAUGAAAAACAAGACAGAUGUUUCCUUGCACGAGUGUCUAAAGCAAGUUCUUAUAAGAAACAAAGAUUUAAAAGAUCAAUUGAAGGCACUAACAAAAACUUCGGACGAAAGUAUCGAUGAAGGUUACGGUGAUAGUAGUUCCGUCAGUUCUAUUUCUAUAGACAUUCCAUCACCAAGUUCCAUUAAUCCAAUAUUAUUAAAUACAGCUUCCAGUGUUCUAUUGAGAAGUAAAGACUUUUGUAAACCGAUACAAAUAGAGCUCGAUCAUUUACAACUAAAGCUUAAUGAACUAAGAGAACAAUGCAUUGCAUAGUAUUACAUUCCCUUACUCAGUAUUAAUUAUUUUUGAUGGUAUGUAGUAUUAUUUCAAAUGGUAUUUAACUAAUGAAGUAUUUGGAAAUGUAUAAUAUAUGGUGAAUGGAUAAGACAAGUGUAAAAUGUCUGUUACACUUAUAUUUAAUAUAUGUAGAUGUAAACUUGAUUUUAAAUUAUUUAUUAAUUCAGUAAUUAAUAAGUGAAUCAUUAAAAGUUCAUGAAUUGUAAAUAUGUUGAAUUAUAUUAAAUAUUAUAAUUGUUACAAAUAUAAAAAUAAUAAAUCGAAAAUAUUCAUACUU